CUGAACGAUGUUGCACUAUAGGAGAGACACAUCUACAAUGCAUAUACGAGGAAGUAGAUGCAGCUUUCAGCCUUUUACUACUGCUUGUGCCGCCUGCUCAUAUGUCGGUGGCGCUACAGGUUCAUAGUUUUCUUCAAGGUCUCAGCUAACCACCUGUUCAUUCCUAUCUUUCCUUUUAAGUCCUUUGUCAUGGGUCGCCUGAAUGGGUGCUCUGCUAUUGCACUGGCAAGCAAGGACUACCUUACCUGGGCUCACUUCCCUUCGAUCUAUUUUGAACAAGAUACCACGUAUAUAGAUACAUGGAAACACUUUCUCUCCGAGAUUGAGAGCCAGGCUUGGUCGGUAGGUAUCCUCGACCUAUAG
Molecule: messenger RNA, 363 nt
Organism: Periconia digitata
Lineage: Eukaryota; Fungi; Ascomycota; Dothideomycetes; Pleosporales; Periconiaceae
Source: the annotation of a GenBank genome assembly